AUGGUGCUGUACUUGGCGUACUUGCAGCCGUUCCGUGAGUAUCUCACCGUGCAGGUGCUCGGCGGCAGCUUCAGCGACUACGUGUGGGCGGACGAGCAGGGCCCGUGGGGGACUGAUCGACUGACGCGAGCGCUGAGGCGAGAGACCGGCAAGAGGCUGGGAGUGCCGCUGCACACGCUCGACUACCGGCACGCGGCUGUCAGCAUCGGUCGAGUUGUCGUAGGCGAGCGGUUCAGCAAGGGCUAUCAAGACAAGGUUGGCGAGGUGGACGAGGCUGAGGUAGACGAGGAUGGGGAGGACGUGAUGGAGCUGCAGAACGCAAGGACGACGGUGAUUGGAGUGGGCAACUACAGCGUGCCAAUCGACAUCGUCAAGCAUCUCAGCGUGCGCUCGAUUGAAGCGUUCCGUCCGCUCAGCGCGAUGUGGCACCGCUUCUUGGGGCUGGAUGGGAAGCAGGCAGCGCCGCAGCGGACUUGGACGGGCAACAUCAAUCCAAUGAGGAGGGCGAAGAAACGUGGGCGCAGUGGCAUCAACAGCGAUGACGAUGACGGGAAUGAGGAUGAUCAGGGCAGGGAAGCCGCGUUGCUGCAUAGAGACAAGAAAGAGAAGGCAGUCCGCAAGGCAAUGCAGCAAGUGCUUGGUCAGCAGGACGUUGGGUUUCGAUCCGCAGAGCAGGAGCUGGCGCUGCACGCAGUAAUUGAUGGGCAGACGCCGCUUGUCGUCGUGCUGCCGACCGGUGGAGGCAAGAGCUUGCUGUUUAGCGUGCCGGCUUGCAUGGACGACGCUGGGGUGACGGUGGUCGUGGUGCCGUACCGAGCGCUCAUUGAGGAUCUAGUAGACCGGAUGCAGAAGUGCGGCAUCGACUGCAUGGAGUGGAAGCACGGCGAGAGC
Didymella exigua CBS 183.55 is the source of this 891-nucleotide messenger RNA. RefSeq lists its product as uncharacterized. The record is from RefSeq and is a predicted model, not a curated record. Gene Ontology annotation, molecular function: nucleic acid binding; ATP binding; four-way junction helicase activity. Gene Ontology annotation, biological process: double-strand break repair via homologous recombination. NCBI's taxonomy places the organism in Eukaryota, Fungi, Ascomycota, Dothideomycetes, Pleosporales, Didymellaceae. The transcript has a single exon. The annotation marks the transcript as partial. Gene Ontology annotation, cellular component: chromosome; nucleus; cytoplasm.